Sinocyclocheilus grahami is the source of this 578-nucleotide messenger RNA. RefSeq names its product breast cancer metastasis-suppressor 1-like protein-A. NCBI's taxonomy places the organism in Eukaryota, Metazoa, Chordata, Actinopteri, Cypriniformes, Cyprinidae. The transcript is spliced from 6 exons. Bases 45 to 578 code for a protein of 177 amino acids. The record is from RefSeq and is a predicted model, not a curated record.
CGGCAAUUUAGAAAUCCUGGCCAGGAUAUUUUCAAAGAGGACGUAUGAUCAACUUAAAUUACAUUUGUUUUGAGAUGCCAGUUCACCCGCGUGAUAGAAAAGAGAAUAACCACGAAGAAAUGGACGUGGACUAUCCCGAGCAAGAGGCCAGCAGCUCCGAAGAAGAGGACUCCGUGAGCUCGAGCGUGUCUGAGGAUGGGGACACUUCAGACAUGGAUGAUGAAGACUGUGAAAGAAGGCGAAUGGAGUGUUUAGACGAGAUGACAAAUCUUGAGAAGCAGUUCACAGACCUGAAGGAUCAUUUGUAUAAGGAGAGGCUGACUCAGGUGGAUCUUAAAUUGCAAGAAGUGAUUGCUGGCAGUGCUCUGGAAUACCUCGAACCCCUGGCCACCCUGCAGGAGAACAUGCAGAUCCGAACCAAAGUCGCAGGGAUCUAUCGUGAGCUCUGCUUGGAAUCUGUUAGAAACAAAUACGACUGUGAGAUGCAAGCAGCCAGCCAGCAUUGGGAGGAGAGAAUAGAGAUGCAUGACGGCACUUAUGUGGCCUCAGAUGGUUUGACUUUGAGCAACUGUGACUGA